GUUGGUGAAUGUGUUGUUGGAUAAUGAUGGGGAGCGAAGCAAAACCUCGGACAAAGGACUGCUCCUGGUUUGCUUUUUAUUUGGCUUUGUCCCUUCUGUUCGGAAAUCAGGCUUUGGCUCAGAUACGCUACUCUAUUCCAGAGGAGGUAAGAGAAGGCACAGUUGUUGGAAAUGUGGCCAAGGAUCUUGGUGUUGAGAUUCCCUCUUUGAUUGCUCGCCGGUUCCGCGUUGUGUCUGGAAGUAAGGACGCUAUUUUUGAAGUAAACCAGGAUAAUGGGGCUCUCUACGUCAACAAGCACAUUGACAGAGAGGAGCUGUGUCAGGGAGGCGGUGCCUGCCUUAUGGAGCUCAAAAUCCUCGUUGAAUCUCCUUUGGAAAUACACUACGUAGUUGUAGAAAUUACGGAUGUAAAUGAUCACUCUCCUAGUUUUCCUGAAAGGGAACAGAUAUUUGAAAUAGCUGAGCACACAUUACCAGGAAAACGAUUUCAACUGCACACUGCUAGCGACCCCGAUGCUGGAGCUAACUCUAUUCGUACGUACACUUUAACGUCAAAUGAACAUUUUGAAGUUGAUAUCCGCCAAAGCGAUGAGGAUAAAAUACCAUUUUUAGUGCUGAAGAAAUCGUUGGACAGAGAACAAAAUAACAAACACACGCUGCUGGUUACAGCAGUUGAUGGAGGCAAACCUCCAAAAUCAGGCACACUUAAUGUUUCUAUUGUUGUGCUGGAUAGUAAUGAUAAUCGUCCGAUGUUUAGUCAGGAGAUUUACCACAUUUCAAUACACGAAAAUAUUGCACUCGGUGCUUCAAUAUUUAAAAUGAAUGCAACAGAUCCAGACGAAGGCACAAAUAGUGAUAUUGAAUACGGCCUAGGAAAAACCUUAAAACGAAAAAUCUACGAUAUGUUUGAAUUGGACAAAUUAACUGGAGAUAUUACAGUUAGGGGAAAUGUUGACUAUGAAGAAAAUGACGUUUAUAAACUGGAUGUUGAGGCGUCAGAUAAAGGAACACCUCCACUGACAGGUGAGUGUAGAGUCGUUAUAAAGAUAAUAGACGUCAACGAUAAUACACCGGAAAUAGAAGUCACAUCACUCGCAGAUACAGUGUCUGAAGAUUCAAAACCGGGAACAAUUAUUUCCCUUAUCAGCGUAACGGAUAAAGACUCCGGUGUCAAUGGAAAAAUAAUAUCAAGCAUAACCUCAGACGUUCCGUUUGAAUUAAAGCCCUCCUAUAAGGAAAACACUUACUCGGUUGUCACUAAGGGAUUAUUGGAUCGAGAGCAGGUGUCACAUUAUGAAAUAACAAUAAAAGCCACUGAUUGUGGUGAACCUCCCUUAUCUACAUUUAAAACUUUCAACAUUCAGAUAUCAGAUGUAAACGACAAUCGUCCU
Molecule: messenger RNA, 1391 nt
Organism: Notothenia coriiceps (black rockcod)
Lineage: Eukaryota; Metazoa; Chordata; Actinopteri; Perciformes; Nototheniidae
Product: protocadherin alpha-8-like
Exons: 1
Biological process (GO): homophilic cell-cell adhesion
Cellular component (GO): plasma membrane
Molecular function (GO): calcium ion binding
Source: RefSeq, a predicted model, not a curated record